AUGGCAUCUGCCGCAAACACGAUUCUUUUGUUGUUACUCUGUUGUCGCCCCUCUGCGAAUAGUACCUCUUAUUAUUCCGUGAUUUUGAGCAGGGUAGUAAAAUGGUGUCACGAGACAGAAAGCCAGAGCCUUGGUGAAAUUCGACCUAAGGAACACAGUCAUGGCAUUUCCACCUUAAUUAAACCUUCAUAUAUAACUAUCAAUUUGCCCAUUCACACCCACGAUUCGACGAACAAUCUUGGACUUGACCGCGUUGAGGUAUACCGGGGCUCAACGAUCCGCAGCAAAUCAUCGUUGACUGUUGGGCGGAGUUGCACGGACUUCAUACCAGAAGAAGCAUCAUUUUUCAAGACCCCUGGAGGAACCAGCAGUUGGGAGGUUAGGGACAUGUUGCAGCUAUAUCUCCCAGAGGCAGAAUAUGUAAUCUCUGUCCUUAAUGUCAGCAACUACCGGUUGUCCGUCCGGACUUGA
This is a messenger RNA of Fusarium venenatum, 471 nucleotides long. The record is from RefSeq and is a predicted model, not a curated record. NCBI's taxonomy places the organism in Eukaryota, Fungi, Ascomycota, Sordariomycetes, Hypocreales, Nectriaceae.